Molecule: messenger RNA, 3169 nt
Organism: Phragmites australis (common reed)
Lineage: Eukaryota; Viridiplantae; Streptophyta; Magnoliopsida; Poales; Poaceae
Exons: 3
Coding region: 313-786 (157 amino acids)
Source: RefSeq, a predicted model, not a curated record
ACCGCUCCAUUACCGCACGAAUCCGUAAAUCCUCCAUCCUCGAACCCCGAUUCAGCUAUCCCCGACCGCAAUCGCCCCAUCCGCAACCGGAACCCCCCAUUCGUCCCCCACUAAACGACGGUGACUGUUAUGUUCAUGGAGGGCCUCGACGAGUCAGCGAUCAGCUCGAUCAAGCAGGGAACGGACGCCGCACCGCCGCGGUCUCUGCUGGCCAAGCGCCCCCCUGCCAAGGAGCCCCACGAUGCAUAGCAGGGCGUGCGACGACAUUGGCAUGUUCUCUCCCCCAAGCGCUUGCCGCUGGUGAGAACCACUAUGACCCGCCACUUGGGGUUGCUCGGACGCCACUCUGUGCUCCUCUCGGCGGCGGACUCUGAUGAGUCGGAGGACAGGGAGGAGGAAAGCGUCGCAUCGUGGGGGUUGCCUGAGGAGUGCUACAGUGGCAACUUCUCCGAGACCGCCGACGAGGAUGGGGGCGUGUGCUCCAGCAACUCCAGCCUGCUACGGGGGGCCAUUGACCGGUGUAGCAGAGGGUGGGAUGAGGUGGUCACGUCGCAGCUGAGCAGGAGGGGCAGCGGGCUUACGCGGGGCCAAUCCAAGGAGAAGUUGCGGGUUGAGGUGCGAGCGGCGAGCGCGUUCGCCGCUGGGAAGUGCUCCGGUGGCCAAGAUCCCGUGGAUUCGAGCUCCCAUGGACGCUAUUUUGAGGAGCAUAAUCUUCUGGCUUUGGGGACACCCAGUGCCCCUCCAAUUGCAGGGGAUGAGGAGUCAUGUUUGAUGCAAUUGGAAUAGCUGAAACGAUUGGAGGCCUUGAGAGGACUGGGGUAUCGUCAGUAGCAGAUAUACUGGCCGCAGAUGUUCACGAGCUUCCAGUGAGGUGAAGCUGGUGAUCGUAAAUUGCGGGUUUUAUAGCAUUAAAACUUUAGAACAAUUGUAGCUGACAUUUGUUCUUUCCAUGAAAUAAUGCAAUUCUGAUCGUCUUAUUUGCAAAUAACACUAUAGCUACAGGGGGCUCUGAAUGAGACCACACAUUAUCAGUUGAGUUUUUUUUUUACUUAUAUCCUUUCAAUUUAUGAAGCAAUCACGUUUUUGCUGUUGACUCCUGCUGUUCUCUCUCUCUCUCUCUCAAUGAUUUAGCAUUGUAUGUGGAACAGAUGGGCAUCUUAUACAUGGUUAUAAUUUAAUUUAUGUGUGCUUAACGUCUUUCGUCGCUAUUAUUCAUGUCUCCCAAUGGAAAUUGUUGUGAGGAGGAGGGCCGAGGCCAGGGGUCGUGUAUGAUGAAGAAGGAGACGUUUGGUAGGGUGUUGCUCAGUCAGGUGAAGUGCCUUGUGUGCAAAGGGAGAGUUAAACAAGACUGACGAGAUCAUGGACAUCAGUCUGGAUCUACCCGGUAGCAGUUCUGUUGGUGAUGCUUGCUCGCUUCUUUCAGCUGGAGAUAUUGGAGGGUGCAAAUAAGUAAAUUUGUGGAAGGUACGCUUUUCUUUUCUUUUAUUUUUUCGUUUUUAGAGCUUAGAAGUGCUUAUUGGAAUGAAGGAUUCCCACAGGAAAAUUACAGGAGUCGAUAUCCAAUAGGAAUUUUCACUCUUCGCUGUUUGGAAUGUGAAAGCCUUUUAUGAAAAACCUGGGGUUGAUUCUAACAUUUUGGAGGAAGAAAAAUUAUGAUUUUGAAUCCUCCAGGAAUUUUCGUUUACGAUGGAUAAUCCCCACUGUAAAAAAAUAUAGGAUCAAUUUCCUUUUUCUUUGGAUUCCACAGGAAUCUAACCAUUAGUUCCAACCUCUUGAAACUUUUCCUACUUGGCUAUUUGUGUAGAUAAGGAAAAGCUUACUAUUCUGAAUUUCUUGAAAGCGUACACUCAUUUUACGCCAAGGCAAAAAGAAUCACAGCUAGCCAUGCUAAAUGCUAACCUUGGACUAUUGCCUAGAUGGCCAGUUCAUCAUUGCUUAACAAGGAAAAACCCAACCAUGGAUUGGGAAGAGUCUCAUCAGUGCUGUGAAAUGCCGCACUGCAUGCCACUGUCAUUGCCUCCACUGCAUGCUGGUAUUAGUGCCAGCAUCACGUAGUUGCUUACAUCUCCUCUGAUACAUGUUAGGAGAUAGAGUGGAAGUGCCAGCAUCACAUUGUUGCUUACAUCAUCGGGAGUUGUUUCUGAUUAUCUGUGUUUUUCUUUUUGGAAUGAUGCUAUUAGAGGUUUGAGGGAAUAAAUAGUGGAAAGAUCAACGUGAAUAUAGAAUUCAAGAAGGCUCUUGUUCUUUCUGACUUCAUUUAUAAUAAAAAGCAGGUAUAACAUGAAAUUUUAUUUCUUCAUUCUUAUUUUUUUAAAACUUCUCUUAGGCUGGCAAAUAUCGUGAAUGUAAAGCUCUCUAUAAAUCAAUUUAUUCCCUUGGUAGGUUACUCGUUGAGCUGAAACCACAUGCUUGCUAUUUCUUUGUUAGUUUUGGUAUGAUGCUUUCUUGUGGUUAUACCAUUGCUUGAUAAAAAGCUAACAAUGAUAAUUGAUUCAGCCGUUACUACUGUUUGAAAAUUGCAUGGUAUUUUAGGCUCAUGAUAGCCUGAGAAAAUGGCUGCACACUAAUGUUAGUCUUGCAUUUGCUGAAUCUACCAGGACAGUAUAUGCAGGUACCAUCAUUUUAAUUGUCUUCAAUCCCUAUAUCUACAAUGUCUUGAAAAUGUUCUUCAGACUUAGUUGUGGAACUAUGAAACGAGAGAUAACCUAAAUCUCUCCGAUUAUAGUGAAAAUCUCCAAAUCUCAACCUCAAUGUUUAUUUUCAAAUCCCUGUAUCUCUGCUGAGGUUACCACUGCACUACGCUCCAUCAUGCUGAGGGCUGACGCACAAGCCAACUGAUACCACUCAAAGAUACGUGUGUUUGGGAAUGGCAUUUGGACACUAGCCUCACAGCUGCAUUCGUCCUGGUUGCUCUCAUUGGGGUCGAAGGUCUAAUAGUUUUGCAGUAUCAUGUCAAAAAGGGAAUUAGGAGGGAGAGGAUGAAGUAGGAGAGGGGAAGGUAUAUUACUGUGCGAGACACAUGUCUAUCUUUCUAUUGAAGGAUGUUGUGAUGAGUCUGACAAGUGGCAUUGAAUAAGUAUUUGUAAUUUUAGAUUUUAGUAAGUGUAAGGCAUUCUUUAUUUUUGAAUUUAUGUAUAUUAUCUUCUCUAUUUAUUUAUUUUCAACUAAA